UAUACCGCCAGGACAGCAACACCAGGGACCACCGUCAAUAGAUCGCAGACUGCAAGCGGGUCAACUUAGAUGUCAAAUGGAAGCCCCUAUCUAUUACAUCGCAGCUUCUCCGCAGCCCCUCUGGCGCGCGGACGUCCAGGAUAAUGAACUACCGUCAUGUCCUGCCGGCAGUGUCGGUAGCUGGCGUGCUACCAGUGGGCCCAUUCUGCAAUGGUUUGGUCGGUGGUUCGCUGGAUACGAGUGGAGUGGCUGUCGAUGGGCCGCAGACGGGUGACGACAGUGCCUUCUCACGGGGCGGGUCGGCUAUGCAUCGAACGACCUGCUCGACCCUCUCCGCCUGGUCAUCUCCACCACUUGUCCACCACAGUUGCCCGCCUCGCGACCGCCGUCCCACUCCACCCAGUCCCGCCGCCGUCGUUUGCCCGGCGCAGGACGCAUGGUCGGCUAGGGGGGCGGCCUCCGUCGGGCCCCCGCGCCCGCCUCGAGACCGAGGAAGGGUGCGUGGGCGUGGGCGUGCGAGGGAGGGGGCGCGCACUCUCAUAUCGUCAGUAAGCAGGCUGGGCGAGGCCCGGAAGGGAAGGUAUGCACACCGGCCGCCUGUCCGUGUCGCUGCGGGCGGCUCUUGGCGUGUGAGGGUUCGAGAAGACGAGGGAACGAUGAACGCGAAGACGACCGCGAAGGUCCUGCGAAGGCGGCCUGGGUGCGUCAUGGACGAUGUCCCGUCGCGCGCAGGUGGAGACUGGGGCUGUGGCUUAGGCAGUCGGCUUGCGCGCUGACUGGAUCUGCGCUGGCCGUCCCGGUGCGGGUGGGGUCCGCUGCACGCCUGGUGGAAGCUCGGGGAGCAUCGCGAUGAGAUGGAUGGACGGACGGACGGAGGUUUGUCGGUGAUCCCGGUGUGGCUCGCGGGUGCGCUGCUCCCUGGGAGCCUUCUUGCGCUCACCGAGAGUCAGUAGGCCGUGUCGCUCACUUGGGAUCUACGCCGUUGGCGUCGCACGGAGGCGACGUCGUGGCUCGGGCUUCCGCGAGCCCAUCCGGGUCUUGCAGCAGCGCAUAUGGCC
This is a messenger RNA of Fomitopsis serialis, 1058 nucleotides long. RefSeq lists its product as uncharacterized. The record is from RefSeq and is a predicted model, not a curated record. Lineage: Eukaryota; Fungi; Basidiomycota; Agaricomycetes; Polyporales; Fomitopsidaceae. Bases 144 to 776 code for a protein of 210 amino acids. The transcript has a single exon.